Messenger RNA from Penaeus monodon (black tiger shrimp), 1771 nucleotides. Its product is annotated as ropporin-1-like protein. Lineage: Eukaryota; Metazoa; Arthropoda; Malacostraca; Decapoda; Penaeidae. The coding region runs from base 144 to 785 and encodes 213 amino acids. The record is from RefSeq and is a predicted model, not a curated record. The transcript has 5 exons.
UAAUGGUACACGAUAUACAGGCAGUGCAUGAUCGAGCGAGAGCGGGCAUGCGCUGUAUUGACUGGUGACGUCACACAUUCCUUCUACAGCGGACUGUCCAGACCAGACAGUUCUGAAAUAGCUCUACCUGUUCGUUGUCCAGCAUGGUGGCGUCGGCCGGUACGGGAGCGAGAGUGCCUGCCGCUCUCCCGAGGAUCCUGAAGGACUACACGAAGGCAGCCAUUCGGACGCAGCCGAAGGACCUCCUCACCUGGUCGGUCGCCUACUUCAGAUCCAUGACAAACGGCACCGUGCCCCCCGUCAAGGACAGGCUCGAAUUCCCUGUUCCUGAAUCGAAGGGUGGCAUCUCCCCCGGAAUCCUGCGCGUGCUUCACCGUCAGCUGGGCAGCGAAGGCAGCAUAGAAUGGGGAGCCCUUCAGGAGGUGUGCGGGGCCAUGGGCGUGGAGGAGGCGAUGGCCCAGGAAGCGUGGAAGCGGGCUGGGGGCGGAGACAAGGGUGCGGUCGAAUGGGACCACAUACUGACCCACAUCGCAGGACUGGCCACCCACUCCGACGCGGAAGCCCUGCAGCUGGUGAUGGCGACCAUCUCGGAAGACCCAGUUGGCCAUAAAGUGCAAGCUGACACCAUUGUGGACCAUCUCCAUCGCCUGCACACCCAUAGCAACAUCGUGCCCACUGACCAGUACAACGAUACCGUGGGUUACCUCAACGAUAUUGCGAACUACCAGGAUGGGUUUUUGGCGCCCUCGGAUCUCACAAGGCCUUCGUGUCCUCUCAUUAACUAGGUGGAGAGUCAUUGGACUGCCAUUUUCACUUCGGUUUCAUCCCUACUGUGAAUUCGUAUACGAUAGUGAGACUUUUGCCUAUGGGUGUAUUAGUGGGUCGUGUUAAAGUAAAAUUAUGAUGGCGUAUUACGAGAAAGUGUCUUUUUUUCAGUUAAAAGAUUAUUGUACUGUGCCAUCAAUAGGUAUAUGUAGUUUCUGUUUUUUUCCCUAAAGUUCCGCAAAAGCAAGUGCCCAGAAUAUUUGGAUUGGUGAUGGGGACCACAGAUUUGCCUUGAAUUACCUGGCGAAUCCUUUACCAUACAUAGAACGGUUAAACUCUGCUCUGUUCUGACGGCUUGGUUUGACCGGUUCUAAAAUAUACUGACAUGUUAUUAUACAAGAUUAUGCAAUGUGUUAUUUAAGACGAUAUAGUAACUAUUAUAGCAAUAGCUAAAUGUGUAUUAUAUUUUUUUUAUUUUAUUCUUUUUUUUGCACAAUACUCAUAGCCCUACAUUAAAAUAUCUGAUGUUACACUAAAUGUAUUCAGGGGUGAAUGAUCAACUCCUUUAUUUUCUUGCAAUGCUUGUUUUUAAUUAUCCGUGAAAUACAUUGUGGUGCUUCGCAUCUUCUGCCUGAAGAAAAGUGUACAAGGUGAACUGUUGUAGCACAGGAUUACAAAGUCCAGUUAACCACCAGUUAUAGCUAUUGUUAGCUGUACAGAGGUGAAGAUUAUUGUAGCCUAGAAGAUGAAUAAAUUAAAUUAGCAGAAAUAGGUAAUCAUUUUAUUUGUAUUUUCUAUACAUAUCUAUACUGUCUGUCAGUUAUGUCUAGCCACCUAACACAGUGGACGUGUUAUGAAAAUUAUUAGAGUAAUUCGACUGAUCAUAUAAGGCAACCAUAUUACUCUAGCGAUAGUGCUGAAUUAAAUGGCUGUGUCACUUAAUAACCAGCAGCUAUUUCAUGCUUACCAAGCUAAAAUGAACUUGGUAAGGAAACUUAAAAAAAAA